UUGCGAUGCGCUGUGGCGCCUUCCCGUUUUCUUGAGGGUUAAACUGCGUAUGUGGCAAAUAUUGGUUAACGACUUAGAGAGGAUAUGUUGCACGGGGAGUCAUAUUUUGGAUGGUCCGAAGUAAGUAGUUUACGUGUGGAAAAUUCUGUUCUUACAGUGUCGUGCAUCAUCGCUGUCUUAGCUGUUGCGACAACCUACAGAACACAUUGCAGUGCUGUAGUAAUUAAAUCAAUAUUCAGGUUAAAUUUUAUGCUCAAUUAUUCUUUAGAAGUUAAGGCACAUUCAAAGUGUUACUGCAAUUUAAAGUUGAAGUCUUUCCCUACAGUUAUUUUCUGUUUCUCAAUGAUCGAUUUAGGCUAUAGGAGACAGCAAAAAAUAAUUCUAAAACCUAAAAGGUUUAGAAGAGGUGAAAUACUGAUGUCUUAGUGAGUUCUACUAAUGUAAACUUCACUUGUGACUCAUGCAUAAUCUAACUAUUGUAGCUGUAGUAGUUAAAACUUAAAAGCAUAGACUCUGUAGAUAUGACAGUAGGUUUUCAGAGCAUGCUGCCUCUGACUUGUAAACAGCUCUUCAAGUCUGACUGGUUGUGAAUCUUUUCGUAUUCAGAGUAGCAGCCUUAAACUUCUGGAUUUUUAAAGCAUUCAUACUGCACUUUUCUCUUUGAAAGUGGCAGAGAAAAGCAGUUGGUGAGGCUCGGGGUCAGUAACAGCUGCAGAACUGGUGCAGGUGGGAACAGGAGUGGCAGGAGGGCGUUCACUGUGUCACAGUUGGGUUUAAAGCUGUCAUGUAACGUUAUGGAAUAAAUAGGGGAGUGAACGUGUUGGGGUGGACCAGUUUUUCAUGGGCCACCAGCAAGUGCUGCUCAGUCUGCAGCAGCUCACAGUCCAUGUGAGUAAUCUCACUGAUGGUGUGUCCAGGGAAAUUACUUGUAUAGCCAGGCUGUGUGCUUGGGGCAGGGGGAGCUGGUUUUCUCCCUUAGGAUAUCAUAAAAUGUAAGUACUCUUUAAGGAUGAUAUUAUUUGAAUUGAUGUAAAGAAAUAGGACAUUGGAGAUGCUUCUGUUAGUACUUUAUUUAUGGGAAGUUUCGCAGUAAUGCAAACGGGAAGCAGCAGGAAACGGAUGGUGAAACUGAGGUUGAGACUGGGAAGUCCUUGUGUGGCUUUUAACUUAAACAUGGUCUGAUCUUGAAUAUGAAAGUAGCAUUUACUGAUUUUGUUUGAAACUCAGCUAAUGGAGUUGGUGUUCUAGUCUUCUAUUUGGUGUAAGUAAAUGGGUAGCAAUAUUUGUGUAAUAUCUUUCAGGUUUCUUGGUAUUUUAUAUUUUUAUAGUAAUGUUUGGAUUCAGCAAAAAACAAGUGCUUUUCAUGAUGUGUUAUAACUGCAAGUAUAAACUACUUUCACACUAAUUAGAAGCCAUGUAGAUACAUAAACGUAAGAUAAUUAGAUUGUUCUUAACAUUUGGAGAUGUGUAAGUAUUGAUCUUGAUGUAGGAAGUUUAGGGAACAAACAACGGUAGUCCUUUUAAAUAUUUUUCCUUCGACUUCGUAUAUUCCUACUUUAAAUGUGCAGAUGCUUUUUAUUUUUCCCUUCACUGUUACUGCCCUUGCUGCACCCAAAUAGUGUGCUCUCAUAAGGCAGAGACAUUGUUUUCUGGAAUAAGUGAUAGAGUUCAAAAGAGGCAUUUUGCUAGUGUGAAAUUUGUAGUACUGAGAAAGUAUUAAUUCCAUUACCUGUCUAAAAUCAGUGUGUAUAAAACAAUGAUGCAGCUUUACUUAGGAGAGAAUGUGAAAACACAAAGCAAAUGUAGAAAGCUGCUCCUGCCCAUUGUACAUGGGUGUCUUUCAUUGUUUUCUUAAUAUUCCAAUGGGAUCAUGAGCAGUGAGCAAGUCCUCUUUACUCCCUUUACAGAGUGAAUAUACGGGGAGAAAUGAAGUGUCCUCAGCAAUUAUCCCCGGUAUGAAAUAGUGUCACUAACAGGAAACGCCAUUUGCCGUUACCUGUGCAGGACACUGAUGCUGGCUUUCUUAUUUGUCUGGAUACACCUACCUCAAACAAAUUUGGGUAAAAUACAUAUUUUUUUCUUGCAUGUUUUAAGGUAAUCUUUAGAAAUACCAUUUGACAGUCUACUGUGAUAUUUUCUAAUUGUAGACAUAGGACAAAUUACAGGUAGGGACCAGGAAACUGCUUCAAGGAGUCUACACAAGGGAGGUUGUUAAGCAACUUUGUGACCUCCACAUCUGUAGGGCAUUUAAAGUUCUGUUCAUUCCCAUUUGAAAGAAAUAGCCUUAGGCACUCAGCCUUAGUGCCCUUCUUCCAGAGAUUAAAAUCUUAAAUGUGAAGGACUAUACCAUUUGUGUUCUUUAAAGUGCAAGACACGCAACAUAAAUUGCCCAGAACUCUGAGAUUUUUCUAGCAUGUGGGAAGAGCAGAAAAACCUGUAUAAAGUUGUUACAGCUUAAUAGUGCAGUGUGUAAAUAUAAAGUGAUGGAAACGUUAAAUAGAAAAUUAUUUUUGCUUGAAUGUUACAGGUGUUUUCAUUAUAUGUAGUAGUCCUCCUAUUUUUGCAAAUCCUUCUGAUUUACAUUUUGGAUCAAUGUAAUUUGAAGUCCCAGAAUAGUUGUUAACAUUCUAAUACAAUUUGGUGAAUAAUUUUUAUUACUGUGAUUUGUGGGUUUUGUAUAUGAGGCUGCUUUUCCUAAUACAAUUUGUACUGUUUCUUUGAAGACUUCUUUUAAAGUCCAAGUGUUAUGUAAUUCAGUGGUGGAAGCUUUAGUAUUGGUUAUAUGCUGUUAAAUUUAUUUUUUCAUUGUAACAGUGUGUGUAAGGGUGUGUGUGAACAGCUUUACUGAGGUUGUCUAAGUGGAGAGGCAAUUCAUUUGAGGUUAAGCCUCUAAAAAGUGAGACAGUUAAGUCCCUAAGUGAGCUGUAGCCUUUUUUUGAGUAUAUUUCUGUGCAAGUGCUAUUUUUGUACCUUUGUGCACCUGCCAGCUGACUUGACCUGUGUGGGCAGUGAGGGCUGAGGGUGUGUUCCCAGCUCCUGCCGCAGUGCUGGGCAUGGAGCAGCAACACUGCCUCUUGCUCCUGGGAACAGCAACAGAUGAUUUGGUGAGUGACCAGCUGAGUCCAGGUGUGUUUGUGUAAACUCCCCACGUUGCCUAAAACUUGUGUUCUGUAUCUGUGAUCUCUUCAAGUAGAUUAUUGUCUUUUGGGAUGGGAAGGGUGUCUUCAGGUAUCUGAGCCAACACUGAGCAGGCUCCCCUUUUAUCUGCAACAGGUAUAUACACAAAGAGUAACUGUUGCUUAAGUGGUGAUGAUGACCCUCAGAGGUAUUUUUAUCUCUUCCUUGUUAGUCUUUCUGCUUGGUCAACAAGGACAAAGAUCUGGGGGAAAAUCAGGAGCUGCUUCACAACCAUUCAGAAAGCAGCAGUUGCUUUUAUCAGCCACCUUAUCUCUUUUAUUUGGGCUUGCUCUGGUAGUUUCUUUUGUAUACAAUGGACAUUGGGCACAGGUGUACACAACUAAACCAUUUGUAGCUGAGGGGAUAUAAUGUGCUAUACCAUUAGCAGUGUGUGUGUGCAGGGAUAUACUGUGUGUUUACCCUUAGCAACUCUCCUCCCAAAUUCCCUAUCACAAAAAGUAAUAGCUUUAGUUUCUGUGUUCUUGGAUAUGACCAAAAAUGUGUUAUUUUCUUAUCUUGGAUCUAAAUGAAGUAUACACUUCUUUGUGGUGUUAAGUUACGUGUCUCUUUUAUUUCAGCAGUGUAGAUUCAAGACUGCUUCAUAGUUCUGCACUUUAGCUGAGGCACCUGCUUUAUGGGUAGUGGUUGAUCACUUUGGAUCCAAAUUGGUGCAAUACCUAGUGUGUGCUUACUGUGGUUCUUUCAUGUGCUCUCUUCCUGCUUUUCUGAAUUACUUGCAGAGCCUUAUAUCAAAAUCUCUCUGAAAUACUAAACGUUUAAUAGAAUUUUAGUGUGCUUUCAUUUGUUUUAGCAGGGUAAUAGCCUUUCUGCUCCAUAGGGAACAUACUGUCUAGAUACCUUAUGUCCAAACUAAUCCUAAAGUACGUGGGGUUUUUUGGCUUUGUAAGACUAUUGCUGUAUGCAUCUUAAGCAUGAGCAGUGUUUUGGGCUGAUUUUUAUUUUUAACCCAUAAAUUGUAUGUGUACUCCGCAUUUGUAUGUUAUCAUCUAAAACCAAGUAAGACAUUGCAUUAAAGGUUGUUUAAAUCAUUUGAUUCUAGCCCUUCAGCUUCACAAAUCAGGUCAAAUUCUAUUUAAGAUACCAAGGGAAUUCAGUCUUUUCAUAAAAGGGAUGAACGUCUUUGACGGAAAUCUAUCUGAGUCAGUUGUCUUCUCAAGGUAAUACGAUAUUCCUUUUAGCAUAGGGCAAAGAUGGGGUUGAGCCUUUUAUCCUCUGUAGCACACAUUAGUUAAGGGAGCAGCUGAAGUUUAUAAAACCUAUAAGAGAGUAGCACCAUUUUAAUGAGGUGCAUACCUAAAAUGAAGCAUGUACCGUUAUUUAUGUACUGUGUGGAAUCUAUUGGAGAUUAAUGCAGGAAGGUUCAGUGGAAGGAGUGCAAUUCUUGGGGCACUUUUAAAAGCCCACUUAAAAAGAACAGUUUGUAAACGUGAGUCUUGUGCAUGGAGGAAUGUGAAAGGGUAUCAGCUGCUAAAUUUGGUGGAACUCUUUAUGGUCACUAUCGUUUGUCAGGGGCUCAGAGAUUAAAAGGGCUGCCACAUGUUUGAUGGCACCUCCCAUUCCAAACCUAUUGUAUGUGUACCCUGCACUGGAGGGCUAUAAAGAGGCAGACAGUGGUUUUCUGGGAAGGUCAGAGGAUAUGAAUUGGUUUUAAUCCCAAAAUAAGCAGUGUUAUAGUUAGAUGGAAGACUUCUAAUGUGAUGUGUAGGUUUUUUUCCAGCUUGUUGUAGGUAAAUAGUCCCUAGUCUGAAUGUUCCCUAGUGCUCAAUGGUGUAAGCACUGGGUGGAGGAGAGAGAGGGGGAUUGCCUCCAGAAGGGUGAUCUCCUGAAGUAACAGAAAGGGGGAUGCUCUGCCUCUGUCCUGGUCUGGACAGCAGCAGCUGUGUAGUCAUGCUGAGGAAGAGGUGGAGGAGGUUGCCCUGUUACUGCUUGCUUCACUUGUGGGUGGGGUUUUAUUAUGUAUAAUUGUUGUCAUGGGAAAUGGGAGAGAGACAGAUUUGCUGUGAAUGUGCCUGAUGCUUUGAGUGUUUCGUCUUCUUCCAUUUUUGAAGAGUGAAGCAAAUAGUGCAGCUGAGUAUUUGCAGCUGUCUAGUCCUUUGAGCAUUUAGGAGUUACCGUGUUUUUUAUGACCUGUUAGUGCUUUGUUAGCUGCAGAAAUGUCCAGCAGCACUGAAUGGGGCUUAGAAAUGGCACAUGGUGUGAUUCUCAGGGUUGUCCUGUGCCAGGCCAGGAGCUGAACUUCGAUGAUCCUUGUGAGUCCCUUCCAGCUCAUGAUAUUCUAUGAUUCUAUGAUAAAGUUUGUCCAAAUAGAUGGACAAAUAUUUUGAUGGCAGCUGCGUGAAGAUCCCUUGUGUAAGGGGACUGAAGAAGGCUUUCUGUCACAGCUAUCGGCACCAGCAACAGAUGAGCCCAGUGCAGGGAUGUGCGUGUACCUGGAAACUGCAAGCAGCUCUCUGGGCUUUUCUUUCUUCAGAAAGCUUCUCUGGAAGGGGAAGCUAUCAGGAAAUUGCUAAAGGGCUUAUUUAGUUCUAGUUGGUUUGUUUUUGCUCCCUGACUGGACACCAGUGCAUGGGAUCAGAGUAGUUAUUCCAUUAUAUAGACCAGGGUACAUUGUGGAGUGUUGCAGCAGCGGGGAAAUGUGGUGAGGCAAGUUGUGUCUUUGUUAGUAUACAGUGGCAUGGAGCCUCAGCCAGCAUUAUGUUGUUUGGAUUCUCAUGUGGGGAGAGAGAGGCAGAUACUUUAUGCACUGGAAGAGGAUGGCAGCAGAAGUAUGUAGCUGCUGGCAUUGAGUACAAGCAAGGAGAGCCAAACAUGUCCUGAAACAAGCCAACUUCACCUGGGCUGCUGGCAGCAGCUGGAUCUUAUGUAGAAAUGUCCCAAGGCUGUUCUUCAUGCCUUUAAUGAAAAAAAUAAAUUGUGCAUGCUGUUUGAUGAUACAGAUUUCUGCAUCAGACUAAAAGUGUUUGUGUUUCUCUGGAUACUCUAUUGUGAGUCAAAAAUCCGGACCACAGGGGUGGGUUUGCUGAUUAUGCGCUGUCUGGAUAGAGCUCUAUUUGAUCAUAUCUGAAACCAAGCUUCCACAGUUCCUUUUCCAGUUUGGAGGCAGUGUAGAAGUGAGGAAGCCAAAGUUACCUAAAAGGGUGAAAAAUCCCUUUUCCAUCAUCCCACCUCUACUUAUCUUUCUCCUCCUUUUCCCCUUAUGUAUACACACUGUGUGACUGCUGGUGGUGGUGGUGCUUGUUGUCUGCUAAAGACAAGUGCAGAGGAGCUGUAUAGGGAUCUCGAGCAUCUGGGCAUUUCUUACUGUGUUUGCAACAGCGAUUUCUUUUCUCCCCUACCUGUUGUAUUUACACUGUGCUAAAAGUAUGCUCAAUGCCUCGCAGAACAAACAGUUUGAGACCUCACUUCUGUGUCAAGGGAAGCUGAGCAGAAGGCAGAGGAGAUGUAUCUGGGUAUAGAGAGAACAUCAUGCAGGUAUGUAGCUCUUACCCCGUGCUAAUCAUACAAAAUUAUGUUGGGGUAUUUUUUUUGUGCAUAGUUUAAUUAGUUUGCUUUAUGAAAGAAAUUUGAGUUAGGCAUUUGGACAAAGCCAGGUUUAAUAAUGAUGAUGAAUGUUUUCAGGAAGAGUACUCCAGGCUUGAAGGGGGAAGUGGAAAACAGCACAGAGGUUUCAGUGUGAAUUCACCAAAAUGUUUAAACAAAUUAUGUUAAAAGUCUUGUGCUGCUGUAAAUACGGACUAGUAAACUCAUGAAAUGGGCAGUUUUACUUAAGAUAAAAAUAUAAGCUGGUUUUUUUAAAUUUAUUUGAAUAUAACAUUAAAAUACCUUUCAUGUGGGAAGACUGGUAUUUUAAGAAUAUUUAAAGCUGUUAAUGGCCAGUCAGCCGCUUUGCUGAACUGCUGACUUCACACAUACCAUUUCCUUUUUCAGGUUUUUACAACCCCACAUCUUCUGACUUUUAAAGCAGGAUGGGGAGGGAGGGAAGGAGGAGAAAAGCUAUUUUCAUUUUUUGCUGGUAGCCAUAGAGCAGCUCUAAACUACACUUUUUAAAAUUACUGUCAAUUUAGUAAAUGUUAAAUCUGCGUGACAAAAAAUGUUUCUGUUGGGUGUUGAUACAAGCUAUGCUGUUUAAUUUGGAGACCUUACUUCUCUGAUAUUCUCAUUUAUGACUUUUAUUUCUUGUUUCAGGAAUUUUUGGGACAAAUCCUUGGUCUAACCCUUGUUAGUGUUGCUUUUCAAAAUAUACAAUGCUUUACUCUGUACUGAAUAACGCACUUAAUGGGGUUUGAGAGUUUAGAGAGAUUUUUGUAGUCUAGAAAUGUAUGACCUACUGUAAUUACAGUUGCUCAUAUUCUUAGGCAGAUCAUAAACUUACCUGGUGAGAGAGCAGAACAUUUACAGGCAAUAUUUUACUGCUGACAGCUUAAAAGUUUGUUUAUGCUAAUCACUUCAUAAAUAGUGAGCAGUACACUGCUGGUGACUUUCAGAGCAUUUUUGCAAGUGCAGAAAAUUUCUUCUUGCUGUUAAAGCAAAUGACAUUACAAAAAUAUAUUUGUAAGGCACUAAGUACCCACUCUCUUCCUUUAAUAACUUAAGAAAUAUUCAAGUUUAGUUGUUGUAAUGAUAUAUAUGACUAGCUAAUAUUUGAUAUUCUGAAAGCUUGUAAAUUUGGCAAAAGUUUAUCUGUCCUAGCUCUAUUUUUAUUAACUAGAAGAGGUUUUCAGAUAUAGCAUUUUAAUAAAAGCUCUGCUGUAUGAAAAUCUGGAAGUUUAAUUUCCUUUCCUUGAAAGAAUCUCACUUUUUUUUUAAUACAAAGAAUGUGAACUAAAAGGGAUUCCAACUUGGAUCAAAUUUCUUGUCAGAACGCUGUCUGAUUUUGUAUUUGUGUGUAUAAAUGAAACAAGACCUGAUCUUUAAUGUUUAGAGAUCAUAUAUAUGCAAUGCUGAAUUGUACUGAAUUACAACUGCAAAGCUUGCAUUACCUUUUGUGAAGUUCUGAUUCGUUUGUGUAAGUUUUUUUUCUAUUAGCCUGUGAGAUCUUACUCUUUUAUAAUGAUGCUGCAGUAUGCUCUAAGAGGUGUGAAGUGAUUAUCUGUAUUACAGAAAUAAGGAAGUAGAUGCUGUUUUAUCUUGAAGCAUACUAAAUGAGUUUACAUGCUGGGUAACUUGCUGGAGAGUAGAAUUUUCAAGUAUUGGAAAUUUGAAAGCAUUGUAUUUUAUUAAAAAGCUCCUUUUAAGUCUUACUCUCUUUAUCUCUUUUCAGCCCCUUAAAGACUUGUAAAAAUAGUAUGAAGUAGAGUUUUAGAUUAAAAGACAACAGAUAAAUAGAUGAUUAAGUUUAAGAAAAGGGUAUUCCAGAUUAAUGACGGAUAACUUUGAAGUAAUACAGUUAAAUCACACUUGUUUGGGAAGCGACUGGUGCCUGUAGGCACUUGUUACCCAUGUGUGGAAGCUGGAGUGGGAACUGUGGUUGCUGGACUCUGUGUCUUUCCAAGGAAAGGCUGCACAAGUCCUUUCCUUGAAGGGCUCUGCAGUGCUGGCAGUAACAAACAGCAGGAAGGAGGUGAAGAGCGAUGGGAGCGUGGCCAGCAGUUGUAACUGAUGUCUCUUGUGUUUCUAAAGGUAACAGCACAUGAGCACUGGCGGUGAAAGCAAGUGUGGGGCUUGCACAUAUGAAGGAGUUGGGGGAGAGUAUUUCUUACCUUACACUGUACCUAAUAUUCUGUCUAUAACUGGUUUUGCUGUUCAAACUAUUUGUAAAUAAUUUUCCCAGCUUGCAUAUGGAAUUUUAUUAUGAAAACAUCUGUAGAAGAAAAAGAGGGGCAAGUAUAACUCCUUGUUCAUAUUAAGUAUGAAAAAUAUCUGCCUUAAUGUCAAGCUAAAAUUAAGAACUUAAUUGAUGCUUCAGAGUGAAUGUUCUAUUAGAUUCCUCCUCUGUACUGUGUACCUGUGUAAAAGAACAGCUUCAGUCCUUAUCCAGCAGAGACUGCCCAUUGACAGCUGUCCAUUCCACAAGUGAGGUCACCAACAGUGAGGACUGAGUUACUGCAUUGGUACCAGUGGUAGGGUCAAAAAAGCUGACAGGCUCUAAAACUGCUGUCUCUUGUCUUACCUCUUGAAAUGAGAUGCAGAGUCAUUGACAGAAAAACUUUAAUCUUUUUGGUAGGGAAUAAACCCACAAUCUCCUGGGUGAUUAGGCUUCUUUUAAAUGUUAUGUUUAUCUCCAAAAUUAUGUGCUAUGUAUUUUUAUGAGCAAGCAUGCUGUCAAGAUAAACUUGCACUCGGAAGCCCUAAAUAUGCAUGAUUUUUUUUCAGGACAUUCAGUUUAUUGAGUGCCUGGCUUACAGUGAAAAGGAUAAUGGAGAUGCAUGGCAGGCAAAACAGAGCAAGUUUGACGUUUUCUGUAGAAUACUAGCUUCUUUGAAAUGUAGCAAUACAUAUCCUUUGGGUAAUUCUUUCAAAAUUAAAAGAGCGAAGUUAGGCAGGAAAAAUGUUUUCUAUCCUGUUUUCUGACUCCUAGUAUUAUGUACUAGCAGCGCAGAGAGUGAAGGCUUAGGCUUGUCUGCUAAUAUAUGGCUUUCUGACAAAGGACUUGCACAGUGGGAGGUGGCUAAUAGAAGUGAUUUGGGGAUUAACAAUAAAAACUUCAGUAAGGAAUUAAAGGCAGAUGAAUGCUUUCCACCUGAUUUUUAAAAAAGUAACUGAUGUAAGGGAUGUUAACCAGAGAAAGACUAAAACUUGGUUUACAGGAUGAAUUGAGAUGUGAUGUAAAUAAUACACUUCGUGAGUGUGGAGGUCCUUUAAAUGCUCUUUGGAUUGAAGACAUUUUGAUAAUAAAUCGAGUAUUACCUUCGGUUCAUGGAUUGUUUUCCAUUUGCUUUUUCAGUUUCCAUAGUUUACAGCAAACGGGUUCUCACUGGAUUCUGUGAGUCAGACAGUCCCUGAAUGUUUUGGCCGUUUUCUGUCCUUGACUGUCCUCUGUGCUUAGCUUGGGCUUUGUAACUUUGGUUCUCAUUCUGCUCCUUUGUAUACUUGCAAGCCAUUGCGCUGCACCCUUGUCAUUGCGUUUCUUUGUUUGCUCAUAUCUUCCUGACCUUGUUUAGUUUUUCCUUUAAUUUCUAGAAGCUGGUAGAUUAAUUUCUUAACCCCAUCUUUCUCACUCAACUUGCUUGUACAAGAAUGCCUUGAGCGCUGUCCUUGCUGUGUCACUUUGCCAAAAUGUCCCCUGGAGGUGUUUCCCCUGUAUUUGCUGGUGGUUUUCUUCUCUUCUGUGGUGGGUGUGCUGUGAGUUGAUCCAGGCUGGUGAUGGUGAGAGCGACGUAAGAGGACUUUGUCUUGGUUAGCAAAGGACAUAACUGCCUUGCUUACGGUUUACCACUUAAUUCUGUGAGGUGAUGGAAAGUUGUUCCUUGGUCUGCCCCUGCAAAAGAAGUUAGACUUUGUUUCAGGCUGACCCUGCUCUGUUUUGGAGGUAACGGGUUUUCAUUUUGCAGUAGUUCAGCAGCACAUGGUGGUUGUUAGAUAGAAGCUCAGAAAUACCGUUCUGGGAUGUUUUCUGUGACAAUCUGUGCGCUAAUUUAAUAGCAGCUCUAAAUUGAAUACUUAGGUGUAACUGAGUUUUAAGUAGCACCUCUUCAAAACAGCAAUAUAUUGUGUUCCUGCAGUUGAGUUUGCCUCAUUUCAAACAGCACUUUCAGAACUUUCAGUUGUCUUAUAUUUUUAACAGGCUGGUGGGCAUGCUGUAAAACAACCUAUCUGGUACAACACAAGCUAAUGAAAAGCUGGAAUCCUUUUUAUGUCCUGACAGACGCUCCGGUUGUGCUAAACUUGAUGACUAUCACUGCAGGGUUGGAAUCUUUAUUACUGCACCAAGUGCAAUCUGGAAACUGUUGUGCUGAAAGGAAGAAUUAACUGGUCUUUCAACUUCAGCCUUUUUAUUGUGAGAGGGAGAUCACAGAAGUGUUACCAUGGGGAGAACAACAGUUAAAGAUUCAAAGAAUAUUAAAAAAGAGAAAGAUGGAAAGAAUCAGCAGGCAAACAACCCGUCUUUAAAAAGUGAGCAGUUUAAUUGGGAUGACUAUCUGAAAGAGACUGAAUCAAUAGCUGCCCCUCUACAUUGUUUCAGACAGUCUAGAAUUCCACCUACGAACGAUUUCAAAGUUGGUAUGAAGCUGGAAGCCCGUGAUCCUCGCAAUGUUACCUCAGUUUGUAUAGCUACAGUCAUUGGAAUCACUGGUGCCAGGCUAAGGUUGCGGCUGGAUGGAAGUGACAACAAAAAUGAUUUUUGGAGGCUUGUGGAUUCCUCAGACAUACAGCCCAUCGGGACCUGUGAAAAGAAAGGGGGCAUGCUUCAGCCUCCACUGGGGUUCCAGAUGAAUGCAUCAUCUUGGCCAACAUUUCUCUUAAGAACUCUCAAUGGAGCCGAAAUGGCACCUGCAGCAUUCUUUAAGAAGGAACCACCAAAACCUGUGCCAAACUGCUUUAAAGUUGGAAUGAAACUUGAAGCUAUAGACAGAAAGAACCCAUACUUGAUUUGCCCAGCAACCAUUGGAGAUGUUAAAGGAGAUGAAGUUUUUGUUACAUUUGAUGGCUGGAGAGGAGCAUUUGACUAUUGGUGCAGAUGUGAUUCUCGAGAUAUUUUCCCAGUCGGAUGGUGUAGCUUGACAGGAGAUGCAUUACAACCACCAGGGAAUGAUGUUUCCAUUACAAAGAGCAGUGCAAAAAUCCAAUCUUCCCCUUCCAAAGUGACCCGGCGUUCAAUGCAGUCUCCACAGAAAUCUGCUCCAGUACCAGCACAGCGAGGCAGGAAACCAGGCCGGGGCAAACCCCCUGGACAGUCUGCAGUUCCUAAGAAGGGCCGGUCUCCUAAAAAUAUUCCCCUGACAAAAAGCACCUCUCAUACUGAAAAUCUUAAAACAAGGAAAAAAAGUUUAAAACCUGGAAAAAAGAAAAAAAUCUUGCCAGAACAACCAACUCCUGCAUCUCCUUCUCCUCAAUCAUCUCCUGAGGAGAACAAUGGCACUACACAGAUAUAUAAAGAUGGAAUUAGUUUGUCUGGUGCGACUGCAGCAGUUAUAUCCACAGUGUGUGUUUAUGUCAACAAACAUGGAAAUUCUGGGCCUCACCUGGAUAAGAAGAAGGUUCAGCAGCUUCCAGACCACUUUGGACCAGGUCCUGUCAAUGUGGUGCUUCAGCAGGCUGUACAGGCUUGUGUGGAUUGUGCCUAUCAAGCCAAAACAGUCUUUGGAUUUCUGAAAUCUGGCCAUCAUGGAGGGGAAAUGAUAACUGCUUCAUUUGAUGGGGAAAAGCAUGCCAUCAAUCUUCCUUCUGUAAACAGUGCAUCAUUUGUCCUGCGCUUCUUGGAGAAGCUCUGCCACAGCCUGCAGUGUGAUAAUCUCUUCAGUAGCCAGCCUUUCAGCCCUUACAUGGGAUGUGCACAUAGUCCUAUGGAGUAUGAUAGGAACAAGCCAGCCAAAGAAGAAAUACCUGAAAACAGGAGUGCUAAGCGAUACUCUAAGGACUCUCCACCAUAUACUGCUCCUCUUUCCCCUAAGCUUCCCAGAAACGAUGCUCAUCCAUCUGAAGCAGAAACUUUGCCUAUAGAGGAAAACAGCAUUUCCAAAGAACACCGAUUUUCUGAGGACUCAAUGGAUUCUGCACUUAAUUCUGUGAAUCCGUCAAGCCCAACCUGCCGAAAUUCCACGGAGUACCGUACAGGAAGUGCUACAUAUUACAGAAAUUCCCAUCAACCAGCAACUGCUACCUCAAAUUCAGCCCCAAUCCUGCGAAGUCUGUCCUUGAGCUCUGCUGGGAGCAGCAGUUACUGUGAAGUCAGUAGGAAUCGAAUACAGAGGCGGAUUGAAGCUGCAAGUUCCACAACCGGACCGGAUUUGAAUUCACUAAAAAGGGAACCUUCAAGAAUAUUGAAUAAGGAUCCUUCCACCUGGUCAAUAGAGGAAGUAGUGCGCUUUGUGAAAGAAGCUGAUCCACAGGCACUGGCUCCACAUGCAGAACUCUUUAGGAGACAUGAAAUUGAUGGGAAGGCACUGCUCUUACUCAGGAGUGAUAUGAUAGUGAAAUAUAUGGGACUGAAGCUGGGGCCUGCCCUAAAGCUGUGCUACCACAUUGAACGACUUAAACAAGGAAAGUACUAGACAGUGGGGGUACCACAAAUGUGUGUGUUUGUGUCACACUAAGCUCUCAGGUUCACAGCCAUCGCCUUUGUUUGAAACUGUUUUGCUGAUAUAAAUAGUCUUUAUUUUUUGAAAGUGCUCUGAAAAUGUAAAAAAGACAUUUGGGAUAAAAGGAGGGGGAGGGAUCUGUGUUAUAUUCUGGUGUUUUUGUGAACUGUUUCAGAACAUUGGCAGGGAAGGACAGUUGAUCAUACUGGGUGUGGGCAGGUCGGGUAACAGCACUCUCCGAAUCCUGAGAAGUGUGUUCUGUGUUACAGGCUUCAGCCAAUGUGUUCAUAUUCAGAACCAAAACAGCUGAAUCCCAAAGGGAAAUAAUAAAAUAAACCAGGUUCAGGUGUUUAAAGUUUUUACAGUGGUGGCUGUAAACUUUUGUAUUGCAAGAAAAACUUAAAAUAGAAGAUCUCAUCUCUGUAGUGAAUACUCUGUCUGGUCUUCCAGAAGAGAGAAAGGAUUAUGGAAGAGAGGGCUUAAUACAAAUAUAAGCUUUUAUAGAGUGUGAUUAUCAGUCCUUCAGUAAGUUAAAAGGACAAAUAUAUGGUAUAUUGUCAAUUUAUGCAGGCAAUAAAAUAAAUAUUUCUGUUUCAUGGAACAGCAUAUUGGCUGUAUAAACAGCCAUUUCUGGGACAAACUGAUUUCACUGGAACAACACAUCCACAUCUUAAACAUUCCAUAUUUUUGCUCAGUUUGGCACGGAUAUGUGUGUUCAUGCUUUUUAUAUGUACAUGUGUAUGUGUCAGGGAAAUACGUACUAUAUAUGUAUAAAAAUACAUACACAGUGUACAUAUAUAUUCAGUUUUUUAAUGUGUACUUUGCACUGUGCUGGAGAGAACUGUACAAUUUUUUGUUGGUUUUGUUUUGGUGUUUUUUUUUUACCAGUAAAUGUAGCUGUGUAUUACUUUCAUUAGCACCUGUUUAAUUUGUUCUUGGAGUCAGAAGGUGACAAACAAUCAAAAGGUGUCUUUAUUCAUACAGGCGAGAUCCCUGUACUAUGCAAUACUCUUGAAUAUUCAUCCCUUAAAUCUGAGCCAUAUAUUCUGAUAUAUUUUUGGAAAGACACAUUUGAUUACUAUGUUUUGGCUUUAUAUUUCCUGUUAGGAAGUGCUACUAUGUAACUGAUAAACCUUUUUUUGGGGGGUAAAAUUGGUGCUGUUUGUUUAAGCUGCAAGAAUGAGUGGUGACAAUAAAACAGUUUGUCACUGCAAUUGUAAUAUACAUCAGGGAGAUGAAAAUAUACUUUCUGUGUAGGAAACUGAAUGUAAUAGUGAAACCAUAUAUAAUAGUGAAGUGAUAACUGUUUGUUAGGGAAGGUGUAGUCCUAAAAUGCUAGGGUUUGUUAUAUUUCUUAAUGCCUUUUUAUAUGAAAGCAUAUAGUAUAAAUGUAUUUUUUACAAAUUCCUUUUUUGAAAAUGCCUUGCUUUACUAGUAGUCUGAUACUCAUCAGGUUUCAACAGAGAUACUGCUGCAAUACAGUGAAUUUGGUGACUCACAUGUCCAAGUACUUUGUUAGUUUAAGUGUCUGCAAUGCAAUUUUAAUUCAGCAAGUUCAUUUGGACUUUGAGAGUUGUUUUUGUUAUUACAUCAUUAGACAUUUGACACUAAAGUUUAUCUAUAUCGAUUUGUUUUGCAUAUCUUUUGUGGCGCAUGUGUGCUCAGAUGAAUAAUACAGGCAUGCUCUUUAUAGUGAGAAAAGGUCAGAGCAUUGAUUGAAGAAACAGAAUAUUUUCUCUUUGUGUUAGAAAAAUACUGACUUCCGUAUGGAUACUCCAACAAUUAUGUAUUAAGGAAAACAUCAUGCCCCACAUGUUCAGUAUAUUGUUUAUACAUAUAUAUAAUUGUAUACUACUUCUUCCACACUUCAUUAUGCUGAAUUUGUGUUCUUCAGCAUAAAAAGAUCUCAUAUAAUUUAGGUGGAAGUAAUUGACUGAAAACAGUUUUCAUUUUUUACGUUGCCCUUGGCAUAAAAGAAAACAAAGACGUUUAAAUUUUCUGUUUGGCCUUUAUGGAAUAACAUUUUUGUACAUGGCACUAUUAUGGGUAUAAAUAUUUGUUCAAGGUCUUGUGUGCACCCAUGUGCACAGGGAAUACUGUGAUGUUGCUGUACCAGAAUUUCUCUGUGUGCUAUAGCAUGAGAUUCAAGCGUUCAGAGUGUUACAGCCAAAUAUAUUUUUUAUUCUUUA
Myiozetetes cayanensis is the source of this 15565-nucleotide messenger RNA. RefSeq names its product Scm polycomb group protein like 2 (gene SCML2). The coding region runs from base 11163 to 13349 and encodes 728 amino acids. Gene Ontology annotation, cellular component: nucleus. The record is from RefSeq and is a predicted model, not a curated record. Gene Ontology annotation, molecular function: protein binding. Gene Ontology annotation, biological process: regulation of DNA-templated transcription. Lineage: Eukaryota; Metazoa; Chordata; Aves; Passeriformes; Tyrannidae. The transcript is spliced from 15 exons.